Molecule: messenger RNA, 6305 nt
Organism: Haemorhous mexicanus (house finch)
Lineage: Eukaryota; Metazoa; Chordata; Aves; Passeriformes; Fringillidae
Gene: ATP8B3
Product: ATPase phospholipid transporting 8B3
Exons: 25
Coding region: 198-4283 (1361 amino acids)
Biological process (GO): phospholipid translocation; Golgi organization
Cellular component (GO): plasma membrane
Molecular function (GO): ATP binding; ATP hydrolysis activity; magnesium ion binding
Source: RefSeq, a predicted model, not a curated record
ACACUUUCCCUUAUGGCUUUGAUAGUUUUUUAAGCCAUCUCUCGUGCUGUGGGAAAUCCCAAGAGCAGCAGUGUUGUGGCAUUUGCAGAGCAGGUCCCUGAUGCCUGUGCCCCUGUCCCCAGGGCAAUGCCAUCCGGACAGCCAAGUACAACCUGCUCACCUUCCUGCCCCUGAACCUCUACGAGCAGUUCCACCGCAUGGCCAACGUCUACUUCGUCUUCGUCAUCCUCCUCCAGACGUUCCCUGAGAUCUCCACGCUGCCCUGGUACACUCUGCUGUUCCCCCUGAGCUGCCUCCUCAUCAUCCGGGGACUGCGAGACCUCAUCGAUGACAUUGGCCGUCACCGCAGUGACAGGAACAUCAACAGCAGGCCCUGUGAGAUCCUGGCUGGGAGGAGGUUCUGCUGGCGGGAGUGGCGCCACAUCUGCGUCGGGGACAUCGUGCGGCUGCGCAAGGACAGCGUCGUCCCGGCUGACCUGCUCCUGCUGUGCAGCUCCGAGCCCAGCAGCCUGUGCUACGUGGAGACCGCUGACAUUGAUGGGGAAACCAACCUGAAGUUCAGACAGGCCCUUCUGGUCACCCACCAGGAGCUGCAGAGCGAGGAGAGCAUGGCUGCCUUUGAUGGGCGGGUGACGUGCGAGGAGCCCAACAGCCGCAUGCACACCUUCACGGGCACGCUGCGCUGGCGGGGCCGCAGCCACGCCCUGGAUGGAGACCGGAUCCUGCUGCGGGGCUGCCGCGUCCGCAACACCGCCCUCUGCUACGGCCUGGUGCUCUACGCAGGCUUUGAUUCCAAAAUCAUGAAGAACUCUGGGAAGAUCAAGAGGAAGAAAACCAAGCUGGACCACCUGAUGGACCGGCUGGUGAUCGUGAUCUUCCUGCUGCUGUUGGUGACGUCCCUGGGCCUCGCUGUGGCCUCUGGGUUCUGGGCCAGGACGUUCCAGGAGAAGCACAGCUACCUGGCUGCCCUCUACCAGCACACGAGCCCUGCCCACCAGGCCUUCCUCAACUUCUGGGGCUUCACCAUCCUCCUGAGCAUCAUCAUCCCCAUGUCCAUGUACAUAACGUUUGAAUUCAUCUACCUGGUGAACAGCUGUUUCAUUAACUGGGAUCUGGAGAUGUAUUAUGGUGCCAAGGACAUCCCAGCUGAGGCCAGGAGCACCAGCCUCAGCGACCAGCUGGGCCAGAUCCAAUACAUCUUCUCAGACAAGACAGGCACCCUGACCCAGAACAUCAUGAGCUUCAAGAAAUGCUGUGUCAACGGGACCAUCUAUGGUUCAGGCACAGACCAUGAGAACAAAGAGCCACGGGGCUCGGGGCUGAGCUGGGAGCACCCCAGGGAGCAGGAGUCGGGUGUUUGCGAUGUGACGCUGCUGGAAGCCGCCCAGAGGGACAAUGACCCGGUGCUGAGGGAGUUCCUGAGGCUGCUGGCCCUCUGCCACACCGUCAUGGUGGAGGACAGGGGCGACCAGCUGGUUUACCAGGCAGCCUCCCCAGAUGAGGAAGCGCUGGUGAUGGCAGCCAGGAACUUGGGCUACGUCUUCCUGGCCCGGACUCAGGACUCCAUCACCAUCAGGGAGCUGGGCAGGACCAGGACCUACGAGCUGCUGGCCAUGCUGGACUUCAACAGUGACCGCAAGAGGAUGUCUGUCCUGGUGCGAGACCCCCAGGGCAGCAUCCGGCUCUACACCAAGGGUGCCGACACCGUCAUCCUGGAGAGGCUGCGGAGCCGAGGGCCCCGGGAGACCCUCACCGAGAGGGCUCUGGAUCGCUUUGCGGAGGAGACGCUGCGCACGCUGUGCGUGGCCAGCAGGGCGGUGAGCGAGCCCGAGUUCCGCGCCUGGAGCCGGAGGCACCGCGCGGCCGCGGCGCUGCUGCGGGACCGCGCCCGGGAGCUGGACAGGCUCUACGAGGAGAUGGAGCAGAACCUGCAGCUGCUCGGGGCCACAGCCAUCGAGGACAAGCUGCAAGACGGGGUCCCUGAGACCAUCCAGCUGCUGAAACUGGGCAACAUCAAAGUGUGGGUGCUGACAGGAGACAAACAAGAGACCGCCAUGAACAUCGGCUACGCCUGCAGGCUGCUGACAGACGACAUGGAGAUCCUGGAGGAGAAGGAGGUCAGUGAGAUCCUCCAGGCUUACUGGGAGAGCAACAACAACCUCAGUGGCCAGGGGGACGCCCCGUGCAGCCUCUCCCAGCAGCGCCCAGAGACUCCGUGCCACAAGAGAGCCAUCAUCAUCAGCGGGGACUUCCUGGACAAAAUCCUGCACACGGGAGAGGUGCUGAAGGAGAAGAAGAGGUGGCCGUGGCAGUGGCUGUGCUGUGGUGGGGCUGAGGCCUUGCAGGACCAGGGGGCCCUGGUGGAGAAGGCCUUUGUGGACCUGGCCACCAGCUGCCAGGCUGUGAUCUGCUGCAGGGUGACCCCCAAGCAGAAAGCCCUGAUGGUGCAGCUGGUGAAGAAGCACAAGAAGGCUGUCACCUUGGCCAUCGGGGACGGGGCCAACGAUGUCAACAUGAUCAAAACCGCGGACAUCGGGGUGGGCAUCAGCGGGCUGGAGGGGCUGCAGGCCGUGCAGUGCAGUGACUACGCCCUGGCCCAGUUCUCCUUCCUGCAGCGCCUGCUCCUGGUGCACGGCCGCUGGAACUACCUGCGCAUCUGCAAGUUCCUCCGCUACUUCUUCUACAAGACCUUCGCUGGCCUCCUGGCCCAGGUGUGGUUCGCUUUCCACAGCGGAUUCACAGCCCAGCCUCUGUAUGAGGGCUGGUUCCUCGCACUCUACAAUAUUUUCUACACUGCCUACCCCGUGCUGUCCGUGGGCCUUUUGGAGCAGCAGGAUGUGAGUGCCAAGAAGAGCCUGGAGUUCCCUGAGCUCUACGUGGUUGGGCAGCAGGACGAGCUCUUCAAUUACCGUGUUUUUGGUGUCACCCUCCUGCAUGGGGUGGGCACCUCCCUCAUCAGCUUCUACAUCACACUCUGGGCCUUUGAGGACCACGUUGGCACCAAGGUCGUGGGUGACUACGAGUCCUUCUCUGUCACAGUGGCCCUGUCAGCGUUGCUGUCGGUCCUGGUGGAGAUUGUCCUGGACACUCAGUACUGGACAGUGCUGUCCUUCCUGAUGGUCACAGCCAGCCUGCUCCUCUUCUGCCUCUUCUCCUUCCUGACUCAAACUGUUGAUGCCUACAGGAUAGCCCCUGCCAUCUUCCGCUUCCCAGAUGCCAGCUGGAAUGCCCUGACCGACCCCUAUGUGCUGCUCGUGGUCCUGCUGUCCCUGGUGGUCAACACCCUCCCCUCGCUCACCGUCCGCGCUGUCCGUGCCAUCCUGGGCAGAGCCACCACCCAGCAGAAGAUCCACCUGAGGGCAAGGCGGGACCCGGAGCCCCCGGUGGAGCUGCGCUCGCACGUCCCCCGCGGCUCCUUCCGCCGCUCCAGCUACGCCUUCUCCCACCAGGAGGGCUACGCCGGCCUCAUCACCCGCGGGGACAGUCUGUGUGCCAGGGACAGUCUGCGUGCCGGGGACAGUCUGUGUGUUGGGGACAGUCUGUGUGCUGGGGACAGUCUGUGUGACAGGGACAGUCUGCGUGCUGGGGACAGUCUGUGUGACAGGGACAGUCUGCGUGUUGGGGACAGUCUGCGUGUUGGGGACAGUCUGUGUGCUGGGGACAGUCUGCGUGUCAGGGACAGUCUGCGUGCUGGGGACAGUCUGCGUGCCGGGGACAGUCUGCAUGCUGGGGACAGUCUGUGUGCUGGGGACAGUCUGCGUGUCAGGGACAGUCUGCGUGACAGGGACAGUCUGCGUGACAGGGACAGUCUGUGUGUUGGGGACAGUCUGUGUGCCAGGGACAGUCUGCGUGUUGGGGACAGUCUGUGUGCCAGGGACAGUCUGCGUGUCAGGGACAGUCUGCGUGACAGGGACAGUCUGUGUGCUGGGGACAGUCUGCGUGCUGGGGACAGUCUGCGUGACAGGGACAGUCUGCAUGCUGGGGACAGUCUGUGUGCUGGGGACAGUCUGUGUGUUGGGGACAGUCUGUGUGUUGGGGACAGUCUGCGUGCUGGGGACAGUCUGCGUGACAGGGACAGUCUGUGUGCCAGGGACAGUCUGCGUGCCGGGGACAGUCUGCGUGCCAGGGACAGUCUGCGUGUCAGGGACAGUCUGCGUGACAGGGACAGUCUGCGUGUUGGGGACAGUCUGUGUGUUGGGGACAGUCUGUGUGCCAGGGCCACCCCCAGCACUGCCCUGUGUGCCCCGUGCCCCCAGGGCACCCCGGCUGUGCCCUCGGUGUAGCUGUCCCCACCCUGGGGGGCCGGAGCAGGAGCAGCAGGGGCACACCUGGCUGGUCCCUCCUGCCAGGGGCCACCUUCCAUCCUAUCUGAUGGCUUUGCAGAGGGGCUGGCCCAGCCUGGGGGGCUCCUGCUGCGGCACCAUGACCCCCACACUGGCUUUGCAGAGCUGUACAGCUGGGACAGCCACUGACCACUUGCCACCACGCUCGCUGACCUCUGCCACCAGCUGCCCACUGCCACCAGGCUCGCUGAUUGCUGCCACCAGGCUUGCUGACUUCUGCCACCAGGCUCACUGACCUCUGCCACCAGGCUUGCUGACCUCUGCCACCAGGCUCCCUGACCUCUGCCACCAGGCUCGCUGACCUCUGCCACCAGGCUCGCUGCCCACUGCCACCAGGCUCACUGACCUCUGCCACCAGGCUCCCUGAUUGCUGCCACCAGGCUCACUGACCUCUGCCACCAGGCUCGCUGCCCACUGCCACCAGCUGCCCACUGCCACCAGGCUCGCUGAUUGCUGCCACCAGGCUCGCUGACCAUUGCCACCAUGUUCCCUGCCUGCUGUCACCAGGCUGGCCCUUGCCCUGUGACCCCCUGGCUGGCAGCCCAGCCCCCUUGGCUCUGCCGAGCCCUUGGAGCCUCUGGUGUGAGGCUGAUCCCAGCCCAGGCUGCGCCCACAAAGGCAGUGCUGCCGACCCAGACUCAUUAAUUAACUCUGGAUUAAUUAACUGCCCCAUGGAGAGCAGCAGGGGCCUGGGGGGGUGCAGCCCCUCAGCCCUGCUUGUUCCCACCCACCGGGGACUGAGCUGCAGUGGCUGCAGGAAGAACCUGGUUUUGUGCUCUCCACCAAGGGCUGGCCAAUCCUGUGGCUUUUCUGUCAGGUCACGCAGACCUGGAGUGGUUUGGGUGGUGUUGGAUUAUGGGUAUUUUGAUUUAGAGAUGGGGUAACUGAGAGAUGUUUUAAAAACUUUUAUUCUGUUUUUAGUCUCAUAGAAGAGUGAGACAUUACAGAUGUUAUAAUUUAUGCUGUGACAAUAGGAAGCUGACUAUUUCUUGAUUACAAGACAUUGGAAGUGUUUCUUGGUUUAUCAGCUUUUGCAACACUAUGUUGUAAAUGCUUUAAAGCCAUUAAUCUAAAUUACUCUUCAUGGGUUUUAUUACAAUGUAUCUUUCAUAGUUCUAUUUCUUUAAACUGUCUAGUAUUUUGAAACUUUUUUCUAGUUCUAUUUUACUCUUAACAAUGCCUGUCCUAUUCCAUGGCAUUUCUAAGUCAGCAUUUUUUAUCUCAAGGUUUGCAUACAGGUGCACACUAUUUUCUACAAAUUUAUUUCCUACAUGUGGGACCUUAAAGCUCAUCCCAUUCCACCCUCUGCCAUGGGCAGGGUCACCUCCACCAGCCCAGGUGGCUCAGACUCAAGCAGAGUAACUUUAAAAUAUCUCCUAAUUUCUGGAGAGGCAGCUAGGUAUGAUUAAUUGAUUGAUUGAUUGGUUUUUCUUCUCCAGUCAGACCAGCCUGGCUCCUGCAGCCUCCUUGUCCCUCCCACCACUCCCAGCUCCUGCCUUUGCUGUCCCUGCACAAGGGGCAGUGUCCUCUGCAUGCCCUGCCCCAUCUCCACUCCCCCAGCUCUGGUGUCCCCACCUUUGUGCUCACAGGCUCUGCAAAGUCCCAAAAGCACUUCUGGGGGGGAUGUGGAGAAGUUCUGCCUGCUGGGCACAGGGGACACGUCCCACAGAGCCAGGGCCACCAGCAGUGGCUGCUGGAGAAGCUGUGUGUGAACAACUGACUGGUGACUGGGUCACCCUUUUUAUGGGUUUUGGUUUUUAAUUAAAAGGAGUUUUUAGCUUUUCUCUCCUCUCCUGGAAACCUCUGCUGUGCCAUGAAGGGUGAAAGCAGCACUGAAAGGUCCCGUGGUCCCUCUCUCUGUGCCAGCAGUGCUCGUGCCAUGGCAAAAGGCACAGCAGGAGAAGAAAUCUGGGUAAAAAGAUGCACAAUUAAAUCAUCCACGGGGGCUUGGCCCUGCCUGCA